Messenger RNA from Vanrija pseudolonga, 1333 nucleotides. RefSeq names its product Putative NADP-dependent oxidoreductase YfmJ. Gene Ontology annotation, molecular function: oxidoreductase activity, acting on the CH-CH group of donors, NAD or NADP as acceptor. Bases 10 to 1029 code for a protein of 339 amino acids. The transcript has 3 exons. NCBI's taxonomy places the organism in Eukaryota, Fungi, Basidiomycota, Tremellomycetes, Trichosporonales, Trichosporonaceae. The record is from RefSeq and is a predicted model, not a curated record.
UCCCCCACCAUGGCCCUCCGCAACUCGCAGCGUAUCUGGAUCCUCAACAAGGCGCCCACGGGCCCCAUCACGUCCGAGACGUUCAGGCUCGAGACGCGCCCCCUGCCUGCCCUCACGGCCGGCCAGCUGCUCGUGCAGGUGCAGUACAUUUCGAACGACCCGGUCCAGCGCACCUUUAUCUCGGCGGGCCCCAACGCCAUCAUCAAGCCCGGCUCGCCGCUCCGCUCGUCGGGCGUCGCCAAGGUCCUCGAGAGCCAGAGCCAAAAGUACAAGGUCGGCGACCGCGUGUUCGGGCCGUUUGGCUGGACCGACUUUAGCGUCGUCGACGACUCGUUUGUGACUGCCCCUGCUGCCGAGCUGCCCGGCAAGCCGUACGCGUCCAUCUCGCCCCUCGGCAUGACGUCCCUCACGGCAUACGGCGGCGCGAUCGACGUGCUCGACGUCAAGCCCGAGCACACGGUCAUCGUGUCCGGCGCCGCGGGUGCCGUCGGCCAGGUCGUUGUCCAGCUGGCCAAGAACGUCAAGGGCGCCAAGAAGGUCAUUGGCAUCGCUGGUGGCCCGGAGAAGGUCGCGUACCUCAAGUCGAUUGGCGCGGACGCCGCCGUCGACUACAAGGACCCCAACUGGAAGGACCACCUCGCGGCCAUUGUCGGCAAGGACGGCAUCGACCGCUUCUUUGACAAUGUCGGCGGCGACAUCUUUGACCACAUCCUCACGGUGCUCAACAUCCACGGCCGCAUCGCGCUCUGCGGCCAGAUCGCCGGCUACAACGGCCAGUACACGCCGUUCCCCCACUUUGUCGAAAUUGCCUCCAAGCGCAUUACGCUCCAGGGUUUCACCGUCGGUGACUACAUCACCCGCUGGGCCGAGGUCUCCAAGGAGCUCCGCAAGCUCAUCGACGAGGGCAAGCUCAAGGUUGACAACGCUGAGACUGUCGUCCCGACCAAGAUUGAGGAUGUUCCCACUACCUGGACCCGCUUGUUCGAGGGCAAGAGCCGCGGAAAGCUCAUCACUCAGCUCGAGGCGUAGGAUCCGGCUGUGUAUGUAGCCAGGCUGUGAGCUGGUCUGGCCAGGAAAUGCUACACCACGUUCACAAGAAUCGCAUCUCAUGUUGUUACAACUGACCGCACACGUCCUACUGCUUGACCGACUCGACCUGGUGAACCACCGCCUUGUCCUUCUCAUCGAGGUCGCGGAUCGCCGACUCGCGGGCAUCCUUCUCGGCCUCCUCGGCUCCGUCGAGGUCCUUGACCCAGAUGGACCACACGCCGCGGCGGUUGCACUUGUGGGCCCACAUGCCCAUGCCGUAGAGCAUGAGGGGUACGAAGCCCGU